This is a messenger RNA of Lepus europaeus (European hare), 4080 nucleotides long. It is a transcript of the gene TNR, whose product is annotated as tenascin R. The coding region runs from base 1 to 4080 and encodes 1359 amino acids. The record is from RefSeq and is a predicted model, not a curated record. Lineage: Eukaryota; Metazoa; Chordata; Mammalia; Lagomorpha; Leporidae. Gene Ontology annotation, molecular function: protein binding. The transcript has 21 exons.
AUGGGGGUGGAGGGGGAAACCGUGGCCCUGAAGAACGUGCUCAUUGGCGUCAACCUGAUCCUGCUGGGCGCCAUGCUCAAGCCCUCGGAGUGUCAGCUGGAGGUCACCACGGAGAGAGUCCAGCGACAGGCAGUGGAGGAGGAAGGAGGUGUCGCCAGCUAUAACACGUCCAGCAAAGAGCAGCCUGUGGUCUUCAACCACGUGUACAACAUCAACGUGCCCCUGGACAGCCUCUGCUCCUCCUCGGGGCUGGAGGCCUCCGCCGAACAGGAAGUGAGUGCCGAGGACGAGACUCUGACGGAGUACACCGGGCAGACCUCAGACCACGAGAGCCAGGUCACCUUCACCCACAGGAUCCACCUUCCCAAAAAGGCCUGCCCAUGCGCAGGCUCGGCACAGGUGUUGCAGGAGCUGCUGAGCAGGAUCGAGAUGCUGGAGAGGGAGGUGUCGGUGCUGCGGGACCAGUGCAGCACCAACUGCUGCCCAGAAAGCGCGGCCACAGGACAACUGGACUAUACCCCUCACUGCAGUGGCCACGGCAACUUUAGCCUCGAGUCCUGUGGCUGCAUCUGCAGUGAAGGCUGGUUUGGCAAGAACUGCUCAGAGCCCUACUGCCCGCUGGGCUGCUCCAGCCGGGGCGUGUGUGUGGACGGCCAGUGCAUCUGUGACUCUGAGUACAGCGGGGACGACUGCUCCGAGCUCCGGUGCCCGACAGACUGCAGCUCCCGGGGGCUGUGUGUGGACGGGGACUGUGUCUGUGAAGAGCCCUACACGGGCGUGGACUGCAGGGAGCUGAGGUGCCCCGGGGACUGUUCGGGGAAGGGGACGUGCGCCAACGGCACCUGUUUAUGCCAGGAGGGCUAUGUUGGCGAGGACUGCGGCCAGCGCCGGUGUCUGAACGCCUGCAGUGGCCGCGGACACUGCCAGGAGGGGCUCUGCAUCUGUGAGGAAGGCUACCAGGGCCCUGACUGCUCGGCAGUUGCCCCUCCAGAGGACUUGCGAGUGGCUGGUAUCAGCGACAGGUCCAUUGAGCUGGAAUGGGACGGGCCGAUGGCAGUGACGGAAUAUGUGAUCUCUUACCAGCCGGCGGCCCCGGGGGGCCUCCAGCUCCAGCAGCGGGUGCCUGGAGAUUGGAGUGGUGUCACCAUCGCGGAGCUGGAGCCAGGUCUCACCUACAACAUCAGCGUCUACGCUGUCAUUAGCAACAUCCUCAGCCUUCCCAUCACUGCCAAGGUGGCCACUCAUCUCUCCACUCCGCAAGGGCUACAGUUCAAGACCAUCACAGAGACAACCGUGGAGGUGCAGUGGGAGCCCUUCUCAUUCUCUUUCGAUGGGUGGGAGAUCAGCUUCAUUCCAAAGAACAAUGAAGGAGGAGUGAUUGCUCAGCUCCCCAGCGAUGUUACCUCCUUUAACCAGACAGGACUGAAACCUGGGGAAGAAUACAUUGUCAAUGUGGUGGCUCUGAAGGAACAAGCCCGGAGCCCCCCGACUUCAGCCAGCGUCUCCACGGUCAUUGAUGGGCCCACGCAGAUCCUGGUUCGAGACGUCUCUGACACUGUGGCCUUUGUGGAGUGGACCCCACCCCGAGCCAGAGUCGAUUUCAUUCUCCUGAAAUAUGGAUUGGUGGGUGGGGAAGGCGGGAAGACCACCUUCCGGCUACAGCCUCCCCUGAGCCAAUAUUCGGUGCAGGCCCUGCGGCCCGGCUCCCAGUAUGAGGUGUCGGUCAGUGCAGUCCGAGGGACCAACGAAAGUGAUGCCACAACCACCCGGUUUACAACAGAGAUUGAUGCUCCCAAGAACUUGCGGGUUGGCGUCCGCACAGCAACCAGCCUCGACCUGGAGUGGGACAACAGCGAGGCAGAGGUUCAGGAGUACAAGGUGGUGUACAGCACCCUGGCCGGUGAGCAGUACCAUGAGAUGCUGGUCCCCAAGAGCAUGGGGCCAACCACCAGGGCCACUCUUACAGAUCUGGUACCUGGCACUGAGUAUGGAGUCGGAAUAUCUGCCAUCAUGAACUCGCAGCAAAGUGUGCCGGCCACCAUGAAUGCCAGGACUGAACUGGACAAUCCCAGGGACCUCAUGGUGACAGCCUCCUCAGAGACCUCCAUCUCCCUCAUCUGGACCAAGGCCAGCGGCCCCAUCGACCACUACCGAAUUACCUUCACUCCUUCCUCCGGAAUUGCCUCAGAAGUCACCGUGCCCAAGGACAGCACCUCGUACACACUGACAGACCUGGAGCCUGGGGCAGAGUACCUCAUUUCCAUCACCGCGGAGAGGGGUCGGCAGCAGAGCCUGGAGUCCACUGUGGAUGCCUUCACAGGUUUCCGCCCUAUCUCCCAUCUGCACUUCUCCCACGUGACUUCCUCCAGCGUCAACAUCACCUGGAGCGACCCCUCUCCCCCAGCAGACAGACUCAUCCUGAACUACAGCCCCCGCGACGAGGAGGAAGAGAUGAUGGAGGUCUCCUUGGACGCCACCAAGAGGCACGCUGUCCUGAUGGGCCUGCAGCCGGCCACCGAGUACAUCGUCAACCUCAUGGCCGUCCAUGGCACGGAGACCUCCGAGCCCAUUGUGGGAUCCAUCACCACAGGAAUCGAUCCCCCGAGAGACAUCACGAUUAGCAACGUGACCAAGGACUCAGUGACGGUCUCCUGGAGCCCCCCUGUUGCUUCUUUUGAUUACUACCGAGUGUCCUAUCGCCCCACCCAAGUGGGACGGCUGGACAGCUCGGUGGUGCCCAACACUGUGACAGAAUUCACCAUCAGCAGACUGAACCCAGCUACCGAAUACGAAAUCAGCCUCAACAGCGUGCGGGGCCGGGAGGAGAGUGAGCGCGUCUGCACUCUGGUGCACACAGCCAUGGAUAACCCUGUGGAUCUGGUGGCUACCAACAUCACGCCCACGGAAGCCCUGCUGCAGUGGAAGGCGCCCACGGGAGAAGUAGAGAACUACGUCAUCGUUCUCACACACUUUGCAGUUGCUGGGGAGACCAUCCUGGUUGAUGGGGUCAGUGAGGAAUUCCAGCUUGUCGACCUGCUCCCUAGCACCCACUACACUGUCACCAUGUAUGCCACCAGCGGGCCUCUCACCAGUGGAACCAUCAGCACCAACUUCUCCACCCUCCUGGACCCUCCUGCAAACCUGACCGCCAGUGAGGUCACCCGACAGAGCGCCCUCAUCUCCUGGCAGCCUCCCAGGGCAGAGAUUGAGAACUACGUCUUGACCUACAAAUCCGCCGAUGGAAGCCGCAAGGAGCUGAUUGUGGACGCGGAGGACAGCUGGAUCCGCCUGGAGGGCCUCCUGGAGAACACAGACUACACAGUGCUCCUGCAGGCAGCCCAGGAAACCUCCCGCAGCAGCACCACCUCCACCGCCUUCAGCACAGGGGGCCGAAUAUUCCCUCACCCCCAAGACUGUGCGCAGCACCUGAUGAAUGGAGACACCCUGAGUGGGGUGUACGCCAUCUUCCUCAACGGGGAGCCGAGCCAGAAGCUGCAGGUGUUCUGCGACAUGACCACGGACGGCGGCGGCUGGAUCGUGUUCCAGAGGCGGCAGAAUGGCCAAACGGAUUUUUUCCGGAAAUGGGCUGAUUACCGCGUUGGCUUCGGGAACCUGGAGGACGAAUUCUGGCUCGGGCUGGACAACAUACACAGGAUCACAAGCCAGGGCCGCUACGAGCUGCGCGUGGACAUGCGGGACGGGCAGGAGGCGGCCUUCGCCUACUACGACAAGUUCUCCGUGGAGGACAGCCGAAGUCUGUACAAACUCCGCCUAGGAGCCUACAACGGCACUGCGGGGGACUCCCUCAGCUAUCACCAGGGACGCCCUUUCUCCACGGAGGAUCGGGACAACGAUGUCGCAGUGACCAACUGUGCCAUGUCGUACAAGGGCGCGUGGUGGUAUAAGAACUGCCACCGGACCAACCUCAACGGGAAAUACGGGGAGUCCAGGCACAGUCAGGGGAUCAACUGGUACCACUGGAAAGGCCACGAGUUCUCCAUCCCCUUUGUGGAAAUGAAGAUGCGUCCCUACAACCACCAUCUCGCGGCAGGGAGGAAACGGCGGGCCUUCCCGUUCUGA